AUUUAAAGAGAUAAUAAUAAAUAAAAUCAUCUCUCUCUCGUGGACUUAGCCACAAGAGACCCAGCCACCAGCUUUCUUCUGCCCUUCCUCAUUCCGACGGUAGAGCGACAGUAGCAACGCCACAAUCGAUCUCCUUCUCUGUCACGGCGGCGAGGCGUCCAUAUCGGAAACCGGCGGCUUGGCGACUUCGCCCGCGGUGGACAGCAGCGGCGCUGCGGGAGGGCAGCACCGUCCCUGUCCGCAUUGACGCCAAAAUACAGAAGCACAGAGAAGUAGCAAAAAAGAGAUAUUCUUGUGAGGAAUUUGAUUCGAGAUGUUUCUGCCUUGCGUCAUGUCCUAUAUGAGAAGAGAAUUACUGAACUUCUUAAGGUUGGAAUGGACAAGAAAGCAUUAUAGUUAAGAGAAAGUUGGGAACUCAUAAAGAGCUAAGUAGAAGUGAGAAUAUGUGCAACGUUCCUUGCAAUAUGAGAUUAUUUGCAAAAAGAAUAUCCUCAUGUUGAGAUGGUUUGAUGCUAUCAACUUAGCCAUAUGUGAAUGAAACCUUGGGAUUGCAAGUUGUUUAGUUGGUUAUUUGCAGGUGUGGAUCUACUUCAAUUCUCGAAGUUACAUUUUGCUCUGCCUUCAUUUUCAUCUCUUAAGCAAAUCAAACACUCUCUACAAUCAAUCUCAACAAUGAAAGCAUCAUAGAGAGGUAAAUUUCGAUAUUACUUCACAGAGAACUGAAUCUGAAUCCUUGAAAUCCGCCCUUCUGUGUCCCGAUAUUAAGAAGUUACUUGGGUGUUAGAAUCGUUUCUAGAAACCAUUUAAAAUAGGGAAUGAGAUUCCCACGAACUCUGAAGAUAUGGAAAAUGGGAAUUGUCAAUUACAAAGAUGCACUCCAUCUACAAGAGAAGCUUGUCUCUGCUAGAAAAGCUAGUAAAAUCCCAGACACACUCUUAUCUCUACAACAUCCACCCACAUACACGCUUGGAAAAAGGCGGACCGAUCAUAAUCUGUUAAUCCCUGAGUCCGAUCUAGAGAAGCUAGGAGCUGAACUUCACUACACUGAAAGAGGAGGAGACAUUACAUUUCAUGGUCCAAAUCAAUCCAUUUUGUACCCAAUAAUUUCCCUUAGAGAUGUUGGAUUUGGGGCUAGAAAGUAUGUUGAGAAACUGGAAUUGACAAUGAUUGAGAUGGCAUGUUUGUAUGGAGUGAAAGCUAGAGCUGGGGAGAAAGGGGAAACAGGAGUUUGGGUUGGAGAUAGGAAGAUUGGAGCCAUUGGAGUUAGAAUUUCAAAUGGGAUUACUUCUCAUGGCUUAGCUUUCAAUGUGGAUCCUGAUUUGAGGUAUUUUAAGCAUAUUGUGCCUUGUGGGAUUGCUGAUAAAGAUGUGACAUCUUUGAGAAAAGAGUCUGUGGAAGUGCUUCCUAGUGAAGAAGUUAUGGAAGAGCAGUUGAUUUCUUGUUUUGUUAAGUUGUUUGGUUAUUGUAAAACUCAGGUGGAGAAGAAUCCUACCAUUGAAUUAGAUUUUGGGGAUGAGAUUUGAGAAUUUGAAAUAA
This is a messenger RNA of Benincasa hispida (wax gourd), 1536 nucleotides long. RefSeq names its product lipoyltransferase 2 (gene LIP2). The record is from RefSeq and is a predicted model, not a curated record. NCBI's taxonomy places the organism in Eukaryota, Viridiplantae, Streptophyta, Magnoliopsida, Cucurbitales, Cucurbitaceae. Gene Ontology annotation, molecular function: lipoyl(octanoyl) transferase activity. Gene Ontology annotation, biological process: protein lipoylation.